Messenger RNA from Nerophis ophidion (straightnose pipefish), 1264 nucleotides. RefSeq lists its product as uncharacterized. The transcript has a single exon. The coding region runs from base 4 to 903 and encodes 299 amino acids. The record is from RefSeq and is a predicted model, not a curated record. Lineage: Eukaryota; Metazoa; Chordata; Actinopteri; Syngnathiformes; Syngnathidae.
GUAAUGUCCAACAAGGUUCCAAAGGUGAAAGUGAAGUCCACUCACGCAAACACAAGGCAUUCGCAUGCAAACAAGCGCUCCCCGGACUGGGAUGGCAUUUUCAAGGAGAUCCUCAUCCGACGCGAGGAGAAGGAUCUGGAGGCCCAGUCGGGCGAUCUCCAGCAACAGCUGGACGUUCUGAAAGCGCGGGAGAGUGAGCUCCUCCAGGAUAUAAAUGUGGUGGAGGAUCUGUUCUUAAGCAGGGAGCCCUAUAAAGUGGACGAGGUUGUGGACGAAGCCACGGACAAAGUGGAGAAGGAGAUGGCCAAGGUGCACAACAAGGAGGAGGAGAUCAAGAACCUGACCGUGGAGUGUACGGAGCUCAGGCAGAGGAAGCAAGAGCGCCAAGACGUGGUCCACUCGCACACCAUCUACCAGCAGUUCAUGCAGAAGCUGGUGAGCAUGACACUCUUCGAAGACGAGGAAGCUCUGACUCACCACAUCGAGAGUCUGCACAACGUCGAGGACCAGCUCUCUCAGCGGGAAGGCGAAGCGUACGAGAAAACCAACCAGCAGAGGAAAACCCAGCAGACCCUGCAGAAGCAGUACGAGAUGGAGAGGCAGGAACUGGACAUGGAGCUGACCCAGCUCAUGCCCGAACUGUUCGAAUCCAAGAUCCGGGUGGAAUACUGGUUCAAGGAGUGGAAACGCAUCGAGGACACCGCCUCGAGAAAACUGAACCUGCUGGCGCAGAUCAAGAUGUCCAUCCUCAGCCUCUACGAGCUGAUCGGCGGCAAGGUCUGCGAUAAGCAAGGCGUGGCUUUGAACGAGACGGAGAAGCAGUUGGAGAAGAUCCACGCCUUCUUGGUGGACCACUUUGAGAUCAUCAAGGAUUACGAAGCCCAUUCCAGCGUGGGCAGAUAACUCGGAACUACUGUCGGUUCCGGUCUGCUGGAUGCUGAGUGCCAAGCAGGGAGGCAACGGGCCCCAUUUUUUGAAGGCUUUGGUAUGACUCGGCCGGGGUUUGAACUCACAACCUACCGAUCUCAGGGCAGAUACUCUAACCACAAUGCCACUGAGCCGGUUUGUCAAACCAGAGAAGAUAAUCGGAUGUGAAAGAAGACAAACUAAUGACAUGUUUACUUUAUGGGUACACAACAUGGCUGCCGCAUAAAACCAAACACUCUUUAUUACUCAGGGAAAAAUAUUCUGAUGCCAAAGUAGAGUUCGGAAAAUGUGUAGUUUGUUUUUAUGACAAUAAAGCUAUCUUCUUUGAAUUCCAAAA